UAAAGAGAUACCACGAACAGAAACUCGUCCACCAAAAUCCUGUCGAUAACAAAAUUUCCGGCAGACGAUAAAAAUAUUUCUAUUAGCGUGCUUUACGAGAGUUCAAGUACAAAGUUAAAACUAGUCAUAGUAUAUAGUAUUAUUUCAACUUAAAAUCUAGUCCACCAACAAAAUGGCAUACCCAAUAGCGCCAACAGUGAAUCCAGCCAACCCCUUCAACCCAGAAGAUGCCGCUGCGAAGUUGAGAAAGGCCAUGAAAGGUUUAGGUACUGAUGAAGCAGCUAUUAUAGACGUAGUAGCCCAUCAUUCCAAUCAACAGAGAAUACAGAUCGAGAAACAGUAUAAAACAAGUUAUGGCAAGGAUUUACGUGAUGACCUGAAAUCUGAAAUAAGUGGUCGAUUUGAAGAUGGAGUUCUGGCUCUAUUUGAUCCUCCAAGGGUGUUUGAUGCUAAAGAACUUAAAAGAGCUAUAAAAGGAGCUGGUACUGAUGAAUCAGCUUUGAUAGAAAUCCUCUGUUCUAGAAGUAAUGCUGAAAUCACGGAGAUUAAACAACAAUAUAAAACAUUAUUUAAAUCCGACCUGGAGAAAGAUGUACAAUCAGAUACAAGUGGUCAUUUUAAAAGAUUGCUGGUAUCUCAAUGUGCUGCUAAUAGAGGUGAAGGUCCUCCUGAUCCAGCUCAAGCUCAGCAAGAUGCUCAAGCUUUGCUGAAGGCUGGAGAGAAGAAACUUGGUACAGAUGAAGCAGAGUUUAAUCGUAUUCUAUGUGCUAGAAGUUAUGCCCAAUUGAAUGAAAUAUUUAGAGCAUACCAAGCUCUCGCAGGUAAACCAUUUGAAAAGUCAAUCAAGAGUGAAACAAGUGGUUAUUUAGAAGAUGGUUAUUUGGCUAUAGUCAAGCUGGCAACCAAUACUCCAGCAUAUUUCGCUGAGAGACUAUAUCACAGUAUGAAAGGUGCUGGUACUAAAGACAUAGCUUUGAUUAGAAUGGUUGUGUCCAGAUGCGAGAUUGAUAUGCAGUUUAUUAAAGAUGAAUUCCAGAAAAUGUAUUCCAAGACUUUAGGCAGCUUCAUCAAGGGUGAUUGUAGUGGUGAUUACAAGAAAUUACUCUUGGCACUGAUUGGUGAAAGUUAAUCACAUGAUCAUCCAAUAUGGCGUCACAUCAUGAAAGUCAACAAUAACCACUUGGGAUUUUAUUAUACAUUAUAUAUUUUCAAUUCUGCCCCACAAUGUCGUCAAUUUCAAUUUAUAGUCAUUAAGUUAUUGCUUACCCUCUUUAAAAUAGUCAAAAUACCGCAAAUAAGAAACACUCAUAAUAGAGGGAACACGAUUUAACGUCAAUACUUUCUUGCCUUGAAACGUAGGCUACCGUAGGUAACUACAGCUAGACAAAGGCGGUAGUUUGAUUUCCCCACAAAAUAAAUUCAACGAUUCCACCAUGACCGUUUACCAAUAUGUAAAUAGCUGGACAUGAGAUCCCUUCGAUGUCACAUGUUACGGUAUGACCUUUUUAGUGGCAAAUAUUAUCCGGUUUGCACAAGUGUGCGAUUGCAGAAAAGUGUCUUAGCGCUUUAUGCAAUAACCAAUAUACACUCAGGUGUGAAAAAGCAUAUUCUGGAAUUCCAUUUUUGUAAGGUGACUUUCUCAUUUUUUGAUUAUGUUUUUAAAUUUGUACAUUAUUGAUAUAUUAUUAUAUUGUUUAUGAAUAAUACUAUACAGAAUAAAAAAGAAAUAAUGUAUAUAUUGUUA
Molecule: messenger RNA, 1744 nt
Organism: Lottia gigantea (owl limpet)
Lineage: Eukaryota; Metazoa; Mollusca; Gastropoda; Lottiidae
Exons: 9
Coding region: 173-1129 (318 amino acids)
Cellular component (GO): cytoplasm
Molecular function (GO): calcium-dependent phospholipid binding; calcium ion binding
Source: RefSeq, a predicted model, not a curated record